GGCACCACAGUUACGGCAUUUACAUCUUCAUUGGCCGGAUCACUGUCCGCUGCUCAAUCGAAGGACUGUGCGGCAAUUGUAUCGUCCUGUCCAUUUGCACAGACUGGUGAGCUCACGCAGUCCUCCCAGGAGACUUCCUACUGAUACCAACCAGCAUGCGUAUCGGACUGGUGCAAUUACUCUUGUAACGACCAGGGCAGCUGUUGUAAACAGGCCAACCCACAAUCCUGUCUCGUCGCAGCCAAUCUCCAAGACCCCUGUUUCAACAUGGAGAACUCAGUUAUCCUCUGUACAGCAACAGCAGAUGCCGAUUGCCUCUGCUACGAUAGCGCAGGAAACUACAAUCCGUCCAGCUUUGACAAUAUGGUACAGAGCUGCAGCCAGCUUGCAGUGACAGCGUCACCAAGUCUCUUGAGUUUGUUGACAGGUUCUAGCGGCUCGUUGGGUUACUGCACCAAAAUCGCGGGGCCGAAACAUAGUCCAGCGGCUACCAGUAGUGGCUCAACAGCAUCUGCGACAAGUAAUCCGAUUCCCACACCUGCGCAGACAGGUGGGAAGAGCUCGGUGUCACCGACUUUAACUGUGAGCCAAGCUGCAGACAAAAAGAGAAAGGUGGCUCAUCACAUGACAGGCAUCAGCGACAUCGAAAUCUGGGGCACUUCCCUUGCUUCAGGUGAGUGAUUGUAUCACCAACCUAUCAGGCAUCUGCUGAGACAUCGCGACUGACAUCUACUAUGAGUAGGCGCCUCCCAUAUGUUUGAUAUUGAUUUGGGUACUGGCGAUGGUGUGGUCUC
Hyaloscypha bicolor E is the source of this 794-nucleotide messenger RNA. RefSeq lists its product as uncharacterized. Lineage: Eukaryota; Fungi; Ascomycota; Leotiomycetes; Helotiales; Hyaloscyphaceae. The record is from RefSeq and is a predicted model, not a curated record. Bases 268 to 681 code for a protein of 137 amino acids. The transcript has a single exon.